AUGGUCUACCUGUAUAUAUAUUUGACUUGUUUUACUGCAGUCUCGGUUCCAUUUCGCCUUGACCCGUUUGCGCUUUCUCCUUCCCAGUUCCCUUCGGAUCUCCCGGACAUCAACCCCGGGGCCUUCCCUUGCACCCAGAGCGAGGUGGGCUCCUUUGCCCGCUCCUUCGGCCCGGCCGUCUUCUCGGUGUCCUUCCUGCUGGGCCUGGUGGGCAACGGCUUGGUCCUGGCCGUCCUCUCCUCCCGCCGCUGCCCGUGGCUCCUGGCUGACCGCUUCCUCUUCCAGUUGGCCGUGGCCGACCUGCUCCUGGUGCUGGUCCUUCCUUUCCGGGCCACCCAGUUCUCCCAGUCGUGGGCCUUUGGGGAGCCCUUUUGCAAGCUGGUGGGGGCCCUCUCCGCCAUGAGCAGCUACAGCACGGCCUUCCUCUUGGCCUGCGUGACCCUCGAGCGCUACCUGGCCAUUGUCCACUCCCUCCAACCACGGUGGACACCUCAUGGAGCCUUGCUGGCCUCCACCUUGCUGUGGGCCGCCUCCAUCGCCCUCUCUGUCGUGGAGCUCCACUUCCGAACCGUGUCCUACGUCUCCCAAGCCGGGGCCGUCGUGUGCCACUUGGGGUUCGACGCCCGGGACGCCAACACGUGGCGGUUGUCCCUCCGCUUGGUCUCCUUCCUCCUUGGCUUCCUCUUCCCGGUCGCGGUCAUGGUCUACUGCUACGUCCGCAUGUUGGUCAAGCUCCGGCAGCUCUUCUUCCGCGUGACGGCCUUGCGGCUCCUUUCCGUGAUUCUGCUUCUCUUCGUCCUCUGCUGGGGUCCCUUCCACGGAUUCGUCUUGGUGGACAGCCUCCAGCGCCUGGGACACGUGGGCCGCGAUUGCGCCAAGGAGAAGAUCCUGGACUUCGGUCUCCUCUUCACCGAGAGCGUGGGCCUCGUCCACUCCUGUCUCAACCCCUUGGUUUACGCUUUCGUGGGAGCCAAGUUCCGGAAGGAGCUCUCCGGAUUGUUCCGGGAUUGGCGGCAGUGUCGGCGGCAACAACAAAUAGCCCCAAGCCCGGUGGGCAGCGGGCGGGAGACCGAGUUCAGCGUGGCCCAAAUGGCAGACUAUUCCGUCAUGAUGUGAGAGUCUCACAAUACACUCUGGGCAGGGCCGGUCCAACAAUGAGGCAAAUUAAGCAAUCGCUUGGGGCGCAAAACUUACGGGGGCGCAGUUGAGACUGCUUUUUCCGUUGAUUUCUUGUAAAACAAUGUAGAAUGAAUAUUGGGAGUUGUAAUUUCACUAAGGUUAUAUGUGUACAGUGGAAUGAAUCUUGGAGUUGUAGUUUCACUAAGGGUGCAGGUACACUGUGGAAUGAAUAUUGGGAUUUGUAAUUUCACUAGGCAUGCAUCUACACUGUGGAAUGAAUCUUUGGAAGUGUAAUUUCACUAAGGAUGAAUCUAUACUGUAGAAUAACUGUUGGGAGUUGUAGUUCCACUAGGGCUGUGCCUACAAUGUAGAAUGAAUAUUGGGAGUUGUAAUUUCACUAAGGUUAUAUGUGUACAGUGGAAUGAAUCUUGGAGUUGUAGUUUCACUAAGGGUGCAGGUACACUGUGGAAUGAAUCUUGGGAUUUGUAGUUUCACCAGGCAUACAUCUGUGGAAUGAAUCUUGGGAGUAGUAAUUUCACUAAGGAUGAAUCUAUAUUGUAGAAUAAAGCUUGGGAGUUGUAGUUCCACUAGGAGUGCAUCUAUACUGUAGAAUGAAUCUUGGGAGUUGUAGUUCCACCAAGGAUGCGUCUAUACUGUAGAAUGAAUGCAAUUUUCUACCACUUUAAACACGCUGGAUCCAUGCUAUGGGAAAGAGACUCUUUGAGCAGAAAAAAAGGUCAACGCCUUGUGGAACUACAACUCCCAUGUUUUCAUUGUCAGAGCGCGCGGUUUGGAUAAGCACACAUGCAGCGGAAGAUCAACGAAGAAUCACUGGCACCAAUAACGAGGCUGAAGCCUAUUUGGCUAUCUACAAAAGGUUUACUAACAAACGGAAAACUCUCAAGACGAUAUAUACAGACAGAGUGCAGAGAGGCAGAGAGCAGAGAGAGAACAGAUAACACAGGGAGCUAUUUAUAACCACCUCUGCUGUCUGAUGCAAUACACAGUUAACUCUUUACACACUGGCAUAGUGGACAGCAGACAGUGCGUGAUGCAAUCUCCAGUUCACAUUGCAUCACUAUAACUCAAUUACAUUUAAACAACUCUAUAUACAAUCAUUCCCACUUCAACAUUCAUAGCAUGAAGCCGUGGCGCUCAGGUGGGCAUCAAACUGCAUUCAUUCCACAGCGUAGAUGCACCUUAUGUCUUAAGUGAUGCGGACUUGAAAUCCCUGCACCUGCCGGCCUUCCUGGUUUGGGAUCUGUAGUAUUCUCACGUGAGUUUCCCAUUAAUGCCAAGGGAUUUGAUGUUGCCAAACUAGCACAGGGUUGUAUGUUCCCCGAGUCCCUGCUGGGAGAUGCU
Messenger RNA from Anolis carolinensis (green anole), 2481 nucleotides. RefSeq names its product C-X-C chemokine receptor type 3-2. Lineage: Eukaryota; Metazoa; Chordata; Lepidosauria; Squamata; Anolidae. The transcript has a single exon. The record is from RefSeq and is a predicted model, not a curated record. Gene Ontology annotation, cellular component: external side of plasma membrane; membrane. The coding region runs from base 1 to 1116 and encodes 371 amino acids. Gene Ontology annotation, biological process: G protein-coupled receptor signaling pathway; positive regulation of cytosolic calcium ion concentration; cell chemotaxis. Gene Ontology annotation, molecular function: C-C chemokine binding; C-C chemokine receptor activity.